Lycium barbarum (goji berry) is the source of this 1104-nucleotide messenger RNA. Its product is annotated as ras-related protein RABB1c-like. NCBI's taxonomy places the organism in Eukaryota, Viridiplantae, Streptophyta, Magnoliopsida, Solanales, Solanaceae. Gene Ontology annotation, cellular component: Golgi apparatus. The record is from RefSeq and is a predicted model, not a curated record. Gene Ontology annotation, molecular function: GTP binding; GTPase activity. The coding region runs from base 309 to 944 and encodes 211 amino acids. The transcript has 6 exons.
GAGAAUUGAGAUCCAAAUAUCCGAUCCGUUUAACAGCUUUGCUGAGUCGUGCGUGCCUUCUCUUGGAAGGCUUGGCAAAGUACAAACUUCAAUAAUUUACGUAUAUUCAAAAGCCUUUGCAGUUUUGCACCUCUGUAAAUUCUCACCUUUCUUCUCUCUCUCUUCGCGUCUCCAUAAGGGAAAGAAGAAGAAAGAUACAACCAAAUUCUUUUGAAUUCUUAAAACAGAGCCUCUAAUUGUAUACAUUUAUUUUUUGCUGUAAAAUACACACACACAUUACACAUAGAAAGAAGUAUUGUUUUCUCCACAUGUCUUACGCCUAUCUAUUCAAGUAUAUCAUCAUCGGCGAUACCGGUGUUGGAAAAUCAUGUCUUCUUUUGCAGUUUACGGACAAACGAUUUCAACCGGUCCAUGACUUGACCAUUGGGGUUGAGUUUGGGGCUAGAAUGAUCACAAUAGACAACAAGCCCAUAAAACUGCAGAUCUGGGACACAGCUGGUCAAGAAUCAUUCAGAUCUAUCACGAGGUCAUACUACCGAGGUGCUGCUGGGGCACUACUUGUUUAUGAUAUUACAAGGAGGGAAACAUUUAAUCACCUAGCUAGUUGGCUGGAAGAUGCAAGGCAGCAUGCAAAUGCAAACAUGAGCAUAAUGCUGAUAGGAAACAAGUGUGAUCUGGCUCACAGAAGGGCCGUAAGCACGGAGGAAGGGGAGCAAUUUGCCAAGGAGAAUGGGUUAAUAUUUAUGGAGGCCUCUGCCAAAACAGCUCAGAACGUCGAAGAGGCUUUCAUCAGAACAGCCUCAACAAUCUAUAAGAAAAUACAGGAUGGAGUGUUUGAUGUAUCGAAUGAGUCUUAUGGAAUAAAAGUUGGAUAUGGAGGUAUUCCCGGGCCUUCAGGUGGAAGAGAUGGAGCUGCUUCUCAGGGAGGGGGUUGUUGUACUUGAAAAUGGACAUUUAUUAUUGGAACCUAUCAUGUUCCUAUGAUUAUUUAUUUGUAGUUUGGAAUUCUUAAUAUUGAGUGCUCUUCGGUUUGCUUGUUUUAGUGAUUGAUAUAUGUGCAAAAAUAAGUAAAUUCCGUACAUAAAGAUGUGAUUUUUUUAAUUA